GUUUUCAACAUAUACGACCGGAGAAGUCAGUCUCAUUCUUCGGUUCAAACAUUUGCCAGUGUCAUUCUCAAGGCUCUCUGGCCUGGCUUCUAAUUAAAGAUUGGCUCAGCCUUUCAUCGGAGUCGUUUCAAUUUAAAUUAUUUCAUCUAGGACAGUGUUUUAUUGACUUUUGAGUUUCAAUGGAAAAUGCUUUUCUAUUAGAAAUCUUGGUUCCAAUAGCGGUGUUUUUAGCGUUGAGCGUCUUUUUCGUUAUGAUGUUCGUCAAAAACAGUUGGUGGGAUUGUCGGAAGAAGGACGAGAAAUCGGAAAUAGCCAGCAACAACAUUCAAGCGGCCACACAUCACAGAAGCCAUGGUAACGGCAGCAGCAGCAGUGGCGAGAGUGACGUGACGUUUAUCGACUUGCCGGCCUUCGGCGCCUGCUGUUCGCUCCAGCAUCCGGCCUCGGAUUCUUUGCACGCGAUUCAUCUGCACAGAACCAAAAAGGAGGACGAUCCUCCGCCAACCUAUGAGAUGGCCAUGGCCAUGGGUUAUUUGACCCACGAACAUCACUCUUGUUUGCACCUUGUUUGAUUUCCACAUACAUAGAAUUGAUGUCUAAAUUAAUAAUUGUCGGAAAUGUCGGUGUUACAUGAUUGAUUAUAUGUGUACAUCACCUGCAUACAUGGCGGUAUACCUAUAAAAAUAUUGGUGACAGGCUAAUGAAUAACUGUCAAUCCUCGAUACAAUGGACGACAAAUCAA
Messenger RNA from Daphnia pulicaria, 742 nucleotides. RefSeq lists its product as uncharacterized. The record is from RefSeq and is a predicted model, not a curated record. Bases 180 to 572 code for a protein of 130 amino acids. The transcript has 2 exons. NCBI's taxonomy places the organism in Eukaryota, Metazoa, Arthropoda, Branchiopoda, Diplostraca, Daphniidae.